GUCUCCUCGGGGUACCUCCACCUCCGGAGUUACGGGUCAAAGUCAGGAUGUGAUUGUGAGCAAGCGCCGGCUAGGUCAGUUGUACGCUACUGACAGUGUUGAUGCGCAUAGUAUAUCCCAGGAAAAGUCGCAGCCAGCAGUAUCAUCACCUUCCUUCAUCAUGAAGACACUGUCCAUCGCAUUAUGCAUUUUGUUUGUUAUGAAGGACUGCCAUUCAACGUCCACCGAUGAUCUCGGACAACAUGUAGUCGUACGCCAAUCCCUCGCACCAGACAAUCAAGUGGUCAUCGCCUUUGAUUCUUUGCUGUCUAAAGAGACCAUCUCAUCCCUUAGAAGCUUUGUCUUGAACCAUGUGCGAUGGGAGGUCAGAGGUCACGAAUCUGAGCACUGUCCUUCAGACAUUCAGAGAGGAGAGGGGGCGACAGACUGCCAGGAUUCCGCAGCGUCCAACAUUCCAUGGAUAGGGAAAAUGGAUCCCUUGUGGUUCUCACAAACACACACCUGGAAGAGGCUGGUCAAAGCGGUCAGCUACGCUACCAACGGAAGCGGCCCCGCCCUGUACCCGUAUCACAUUCGGUCUGAAGUGCUUCAGAGAGGGGACAACAUUGCCCCUCAAGCCGUUACAUCAUCACCGUACUCCAGAGAGUAUGCCUUCCGAAUCUUCCUGGUUCCUGAGUGGCGGAUGGACGAUUACGGAGAUAUGUCCUUCUACGUCCCAUCACUACAGAACAGAACAAAAGGAUCAAAGUAUGACAUUGCCCUCACAGUGAGACCCCACCCCGGCCGUGUGGUACUCUGGGAUGCGUCUAUACCAACCCUCUAUCGUCCCCCGUCCAUGGGGUACUUGGAUAAGCUGCCCAGUGUAUCUGUACUGCUCACAUCCUCCAAAGAGAAAUUUGAGGCUGCUACCAAAGAUUGGAAGGAUUGGUAUGAUCAGAAGACACUACUGGUACAGCAGUCCUUUCCACAGCUAACGGACCCUAUCGGACAGCUCGAUCUAGAAAACCAUCUUACCAGACAAUUUACUGACAGUAAUGACAGGAAGGUGAAUAUCUACGAUGAUGUCUUUGAGGAAGGUCAUCUAGAGGCACUUCGGUCGUACCUGGUGUCCUAUCCAGCCUCCACUAAUCAUGGCUAUGACCUAGAGCCAUAUGAGCUGUCUGACAACAUAGUAUGGAUUAAGACCUUUGAUGCCUUUGAGUUUCCGAAGAGUAGUGCUUGGGAGGUCUUCUCUCAGGUAGCUACUCAUGCCACGGGAGGGCAGAGGACCUGGUAUCCUUACGAUGUCGCUCUUAACGUUGUCCGCUCUGGAGAUCAUGCAAGAGUUCAUGAAGACUGUGAAACAUGGGAGGAUGAAUAUACAAUGGUGCUGUACAUAAAUCCAGAUCUCGGACCAGGGGACUAUGGCGAAACCAUCUUCUAUAACACCAAACCCCAUGACGCCUUCUCCAGAAAGCUUUAUGAGGGCAUCAGCAGGCACGAUCAUGAUGCCUUUGCCGCUGUAAAUCCAAAAUAUGGACGCCUGGUCAUUUUUAAUGGACUCAUUCCACACUCGGCAAAACCCCCUAGUACAGGGUACACCAAGCCAAGGUAUUCAUUCGCAGUUAAGGUGGCGAUAGACAGAAAGACAGCCAUCAUGAAGAAGCUGCGUGAGGUUAUAGAAGACCACAGCACACCCGACGAAGACUUGCUUGAAGAGAUUCAGGAGGCGACCUUUAACAGAGCGGAGCUUGGCAGGUCUGAAGAAUGGCUGGAGAGGAAGUACAGGGGCUUGCAGCAUCUGGUCAAAGAAGACAAGGCGAGGACCCUACAGAGAAUACGUGAAGCAUUGUAGGCUAACCUGUUCAAAGUUUACAGUUUUCCAAAUGUCUAAUGAAUAAGCAUUCAGUAGUAAUCUUUUACUCUUACAUUCUUUAAACCAUCGCGUACUGGAACCGGCUGGUCUCUGUACAGGGGCUUGCAGGAUCAGGUCAAAGAAGAAAGAGGGAGGACCCUACAGAGAUUACGUGAAGCAUUGUAGACUCAUCUGCUCCGCAAACUUUACAGUUUUCCAAAUGUCUAAACGAAUAAGCAUUCAGCAUUAAUCUUUUACUCUUACGUUCUUUAAAGGCAUCGUUAAACAAUAGGGACUUUUAGA
Molecule: messenger RNA, 2137 nt
Organism: Strongylocentrotus purpuratus (purple sea urchin)
Lineage: Eukaryota; Metazoa; Echinodermata; Echinoidea; Camarodonta; Strongylocentrotidae
Exons: 9
Coding region: 161-1834 (557 amino acids)
Source: RefSeq, a predicted model, not a curated record